AUGGCGACCGAGUUGACAGUCCAGGCCGAGCGCGCCUACCAGAAGCAGCCUCACAUCUUCCUCAACCACAAAUCCAAGGCGGCGAAGAGCAGGAGAGUCGGCAAGGGCGGGCGAAGAUGGUACAAGGACGUCGGGUUGGGCUUCAGGACGCCAAAGACUGCGAUUGAGGGAUCGUACAUUGACAAGAAAUGCCCCUUCACCGGCAUGGUUUCGAUUCGAGGCCGUAUCCUCACCGGCACCGUCGUUUCCACCAAGAUGCACCGAACCUUGAUCCUCCGUCGGGAAUACCUCCACUUUGUCCCCAAAUACGCCCGGUACGAGAAGAGGCACAAGAACCUGGCCGCACACGUUUCCCCGGCUUUCCGUGUGGAAGAAGGUGACCAGGUCACCGUGGGCCAGUGCAGACCUUUGAGCAAGACUAGGUUCCUUGACGCAAGCAUGAGCACAAGACUAACCGUGCGGGAAUAUCUCCAGGUCCGAUUCAACGUUCUCCGUGUGUUGCCCCGAACAGGAAAGGCGGUCAAGGCGUUCCAGAAAUUCUAA
This is a messenger RNA of Fonsecaea nubica, 543 nucleotides long. RefSeq names its product 40S ribosomal protein S11. Gene Ontology annotation, molecular function: structural constituent of ribosome. The transcript is spliced from 3 exons. Bases 1 to 543 code for a protein of 180 amino acids. Gene Ontology annotation, biological process: translation. Lineage: Eukaryota; Fungi; Ascomycota; Eurotiomycetes; Chaetothyriales; Herpotrichiellaceae. Gene Ontology annotation, cellular component: cytosolic small ribosomal subunit; ribosome. The record is from RefSeq and is a predicted model, not a curated record.